Messenger RNA from Salvelinus namaycush (lake trout), 2187 nucleotides. Its product is annotated as potassium voltage-gated channel subfamily B member 2-like. The coding region runs from base 1 to 2187 and encodes 728 amino acids. NCBI's taxonomy places the organism in Eukaryota, Metazoa, Chordata, Actinopteri, Salmoniformes, Salmonidae. Gene Ontology annotation, biological process: potassium ion transmembrane transport. The transcript is spliced from 5 exons. Gene Ontology annotation, molecular function: delayed rectifier potassium channel activity; nucleic acid binding. Gene Ontology annotation, cellular component: membrane; voltage-gated potassium channel complex. The record is from RefSeq and is a predicted model, not a curated record.
AUGAAAUUGGCUGAGUGUACGUUCCAGCAGGUGUUCCGUUUGAAUGGGAUUCUGGAGGACAUUGUUUCUGACCGCGGGCCCCAGUUUGUCUCCCGGGUGUGGCGAGCCUUCUGUGACCGACUGGGGGGUCGCCCUCAGCCUCUCCUCCGGAUCCUGGCCAUCCUGUCCAUCCUGUUCAUCAUUCUCUCCACUAUCGCCUUGUCCCUCAACACUCUACCAGAGCUCCAGGUGCUAGAUGAGUUCGGCCAGGCCAACGACAACCCCCAGCUGGCCCAUGUAGAAGCCAUCUGCAUCGCCUGGUUUACCAUGGAGUACCUCCUCCGCUUCCUCUCCUCACCCAACAAAUGGAAGUUCUUCAAAGGUCCCCUGAACGUCAUUGACCUGCUGGCCAUCCUCCCUUAUUACGUCACUAUCUUCCUGACGGAAUCCAACAAGAGCGUUCUACAGUUCCAGAACGUCCGGCGUGUGGUGCAGAUAUUCCGGAUCAUGAGAAUAUUGAGGAUUCUGAAGCUGGCCAGGCAUUCCACAGGGCUGCAGUCUCUAGGCUUCACCCUGAGGCGGAGUUACAACGAGCUGGGCCUGCUCAUCCUCUUCCUGGCCAUGGGCAUUAUGAUCUUCUCCAGCCUCGUCUUCUUCGCCGAGAAGGACGAAGACGCCACCAAGUUUACCAGCAUCCCCGCCUCCUUCUGGUGGGCCACCAUCACUAUGACUACGGUGGGUUACGGUGACAUCUACCCUCAGACUCUGCUGGGUAAGAUAGUCGGGGGGCUCUGCUGUAUCGCCGGGGUGUUGGUCAUCGCUCUGCCCAUCCCUAUUAUCGUCAACAAUUUCUCUGAGUUCUACAAGGAGCAGAAGAGGCAGGAGAAGGCUAUAAAGAGGCGGGAGGCUCUGGAGAGGGCCAAGAGGAACGGUAGUAUCGUCUCCAUGAACCUGAAGGAUGCGUUCGCCCGGAGUAUGGAGCUGAUGGAUGUAGUCGUGGAGAAAGGAGGAGAGGACAACCACCUGUCUCCCAGCUGGGCCGGCACGCCCAGACACACCGCCUCCGACAUCAGCCUGAGGUCGUUGGAUAAGAAAUACCCCGAGUCCGUCCUCCUGGGGUCCACCCACCGCAUCACCAUCACCACCAGCGGUAGCCCCGAGCGGAGAGGCAGUACCUCUCAGCUUCUUAACGCUCAGAAUCUAGAGAUCAUGUUCAACCAGCUGACCAAGUCUCAGUCCUUUACCAACCUCAACACUUCCUGCUCUGUGAGCACUAUGAGCACCUCCGCCACCACGGCAACCUCGGUAUCUUCGCGGCAACAGCACCCAGGGUCCCCGCCCUCCCCGGCCCGGCCCCAACAGGAAGUGGAGCUGGAGAGGCAGGAAGUCCCACCCUCUUCCUCGACAGAGCCCCUACUGAAGGAAAGCGAAGCAGUACGCAGCCUGUCGAGCAUGGACAGCUUCGCCAGCUGCAGGGCUGAGUUCGGGGAGGGCUCUGGAUACGGAAGAAAGUUCCCUCCAUCUCUAGACCUCCUCCCAGAAUCGAGGGUCAACGAUGCCCAAAGCCUCCAGGACGCUGCCUCCCUCAAAGACAGCAUGUAUGAGUUUGUCCCCUACAACCAAGAUGGCGGCACACAGUUCCCGAGAGACGACGUGGAGAACAUCCGUAGCACCCUGAGAGACGGCAUCAACCCUGUCGUCAAGGGGACCAAAGAGCUAAAGGUCAACUUCAUCAAGGGCCCACCCAACAAGCCCCCCCCGACACCACCCAGCACCGCCUCUCCCCAUGACAUCAGCUUCAGCUUCCUGGAGAAUGAAUCCCCAGAGAGGGAGACCUCGCUGCGCCUCCCCAGCACAAAGGCCGUCACCCUGGGCACAGAAGAUGAGACCAGCCCCCUGUCCCUCGAGAGGCUGGUGGUGGACACCCCGCCAGGGGAUGAGGACUCCCCGGACCAGGGUCUCGGGGGUCAAGGUUCGUCCAACGAGGAGAAGAAUCAGAUGGAAGCGGCGGGAACGGCAGGGGGGACACCGCCUGGGAACUGCACCCAGGAUGUGGUGGUGGUGGUGGGAGGAAGGGCAGGUGGGGAGGGCAAGGUCGACAGCAACCCAAGUGGACACAACAAAUCAGAGAACCACAUGUUUACACCAGAGAUUCACCUGAUGCCCGGGGACGCCAGUAUGUCCCCGACCUGCGAAACCAGCAUGUAA